Colletotrichum paranaense is the source of this 141-nucleotide messenger RNA. RefSeq lists its product as uncharacterized. The record is from RefSeq and is a predicted model, not a curated record. The transcript has a single exon. NCBI's taxonomy places the organism in Eukaryota, Fungi, Ascomycota, Sordariomycetes, Glomerellales, Glomerellaceae. The coding region runs from base 1 to 141 and encodes 46 amino acids.
AUGUCUUGCUUGCCAAUUGCUCCUUUCCCCCAGACUGAUCCCGUUCCCGUUGACCUUACCCCCCGAGAAGCACAAGAGAAGAGAAGCCCGGCCUUUUGUCAAUCCGUCUCUUUUCUUGUACACUCCCUCCCCCAGACCUGA